AUGACCAGCCCCACCGAACCCAAGACCGGCCGUCCGCGCCGGCAAACAUUCACCCGCCCGGACCCCAUCGACGUCCUCGACAACACCCCCAUCGGCGGCGCCUACCACCACGGCGGACCCUACGACGCCACCCUCGCCGCCAACAACCUCAACUCCAACCACCCCGCGCGCCUACGUCAACGACUCCUCACCAAGCACGUGCCCCUCCAAGGCACCGCCACCGUGCCCCCGGGCCACGCCGACUUUGACGGCCAAAUCAUGGACUACGAGGAGGGCGCCGACUUGAUGAGGGAACCCGACGCCAAGGGCGGAGCCUACAAGCGCUGGGAAGGAGUCCCCUACCACCCCGACGACCUCAAAGGCAAAGGCGAACCCUCCUACACCUUUGAAGAAUCCGAAAAGUCCCGCCGCCGCCUCCGCAACUCCUCCGGCAACUCCCCCACCGCAGACUCGGGCUCGGCCUACGAGAUGACGCGCGGCCCCCACCUCGACUCCAAGGGCUUCGCCAAGAACUCCUCGGUCGAGGUCCGCAAGCGGAGCGUCAGCGACGUCCCCAAGUACACCCCCGUCGACCACGACGACGCUUCUUCCGGCGGCCAUCACCACCUCGGCCUACGACGGCGGUGGGGGAGCCUAAGGAGGAAGGCUGCCAGCUAA
Molecule: messenger RNA, 657 nt
Organism: Parascedosporium putredinis
Lineage: Eukaryota; Fungi; Ascomycota; Sordariomycetes; Microascales; Microascaceae
Source: the annotation of a GenBank genome assembly